Messenger RNA from Armigeres subalbatus, 1317 nucleotides. RefSeq lists its product as uncharacterized. Gene Ontology annotation, molecular function: phosphatase activity. Bases 127 to 1083 code for a protein of 318 amino acids. The record is from RefSeq and is a predicted model, not a curated record. The transcript is spliced from 3 exons. NCBI's taxonomy places the organism in Eukaryota, Metazoa, Arthropoda, Insecta, Diptera, Culicidae.
AGCCGGGUGGUUCAUCAGUUCCAAGCUUGAUUUUGGAUAGACAGGUCGCUGCGUUUACUUGAAACAGUGCAAACUUUUCUUCGGAAUUCAUUGUAGUUCAUCUCAGUUAACUAAACUCAAUUCAUCAUGAAAUACGCCAAAGGACAAAUUCGCCACAUUUUGGACCUGUCCAAGGAAGAGAAACGGCAGUUCAUCAAAUCAUUCGACACCAUCAUGUCGGAUUGUGAUGGUGUUGUUUGGCAUUUCACCGGUCCGAUUCCCAAUGUGGAUAAAGCAUUGCAACUCCUUAAGAAGAAAGGCAAGAAGCUGGCGUUCAUCUCCAACAACGGCAUGCGCACCAUGGAGGAGUAUAAGCAAAAGUUUCUCAAGCUGGGAAUACCCUCCCAUGAGCUGGAAAUUGUCCAUCCGGCGUUAACUACGGUUCGCUAUCUGAAGGCAAUCAACAUGCAAGACGCAGUCUACUGCAUUGCCACCGAGGUGUUCAAGGAUUACUUGCGCAACGAAGGGUUCGUUGUUUUGGAUGGGCCCAAGGAGCAAUUCUCCGACGACAGAGCGGCCGAUUCGGUUCGAGUGUUCACGGAGUACUUCGAAGAAACCGAAAGCCCCAAGGUUGGUGCCGUCGUGAUGGAUCUCGAUUGCAACGUUUCGUUGGCCCAUCUGAUGCGCGCCAAAUGUUAUCUGCAGCGGAAUCCUGACUGUUUGCUGCUUGCCGGCGCUACGGACUACAUCGUACCUCUGGGCGGUGACAAGCGCGAUGUGAUUGGACCCGGUUACUUUUUGGAAGUGCUUGAACGAGCAACAGGCCGCGAAGCUUUGGUACUCGGAAAGCCAGGUCUAGCUCUAUCCCAGUUCAUUUUGGAACAGUUCAAUGUAACACAACCGGAGAGAACGUUAUUCAUUGGGGAUAUGCUCAUGCAGGACAUGGGAUUCGGAUCACGAUGUGGUUUCCAGAAGCUGCUGCUGCUGAGCGGUGGCACCUCAUUGGAAAUGUUGAUGGCUCAUAAAAAGCCGGAAGAGCUGCCUGAUUUGUACGCUGACAGCUUUGCUGAUUUUAUUCAGGUUUACAAAGAUAUUUCGGAAUAAGUGAGUGCAGAAAAAUGAAGCUUUAUUAGGAUUAGUCUUAGCUAUAGGCGCUUCAAUGCAAAUCAAUGUGAUAAUAAGCGAAGAGCUUCUCCUUAUAGAGUAUAUUGUGACCGUAUUCGAUAACAUUUCUAUGGUUAAUGUCGAUGUUUUAUAGUCACAUACCGUUUGAUUAAUACAAAUUACUUAUUGCAUUUAUUAUUGAGGAAUAAACUACAAUUUCAAAACACGAUUAAA